AUGUCCCCCCUGCAACGUCCCCGGCCAUCUCCUCCGGCCGAUGCCGGCAUCCGUCUUCCGGGUUCCGAUACCCUGCGAGCGCCUGGACAUGCGGGGGACAGAACCGGCGGGAAAUUUUACAAUUUUAAAAUAAAACAUUACUGUAUCAAACCAUUUCACAUACAUUUUGUCCCUACUGCUUUGUCCUGUGCCCUGCCUGCAUUUUUACCGUCCUUUCUGCCUGGAAACUGAGAAACGUCCAUGGCGUCCAAAAAGCAUCCCUUUAGGUCAAAAGCGUUUUUAGACCAGCUAGAGAACAGCGAUAGUAAAUCAGAACUACUUGCAGAAUUGA
Molecule: messenger RNA, 331 nt
Organism: Staurois parvus
Lineage: Eukaryota; Metazoa; Chordata; Amphibia; Anura; Ranidae
Source: the annotation of a GenBank genome assembly